Mizuhopecten yessoensis (Yesso scallop) is the source of this 1178-nucleotide messenger RNA. RefSeq lists its product as uncharacterized. Bases 45 to 827 code for a protein of 260 amino acids. The record is from RefSeq and is a predicted model, not a curated record. NCBI's taxonomy places the organism in Eukaryota, Metazoa, Mollusca, Bivalvia, Pectinida, Pectinidae. The transcript is spliced from 5 exons.
GAGAAACAGCAAAUAAGUAAGAGGUAAGAAAUACUGACGUCACGAUGGCCUAUAACAUGCGCCUGAUCGCUCACGUGGCUUGUGGUUGUGCCGCUCUGUCGUUAUCACUCCUGACGAUUGGAUUCGCCACUCCCGGCUGGCUCGUUGUCAGAGUAACGCCCAAGGACACUUCUAUAUGGAAUUUCAAUCAUAAGGACAGAGAGUUGACAGUGUACGUGAGCGUGUUUUUCGCGAGGUUCUGUACCAACCAACUGUGUGUAAUGACCAGCAUACAGGAUGGUAUGGCCAAGUCGGAGCAGAAUAUGGUCCACAAACACCUGUCUAGAGGUUUGAGUUGGAACAUUGAGAUACAGGUGGAGUCGGUCAUCACAUUAUUCUGCGGACUGGUCGGACUCGUCCUCCUCAUAACAUUCAACAGAACCAAGGCAACGAAAAAGGGACUUGGCAUUGCUGGACUCUUCUGUCACUUGGUCUCAGCUAAUCUGGUGACCGUUCUCAUACUGAAAAUGGCAGCCAUUAACGGCCAGAUGGAAAUGUACGAGGAUAAUGAGCUCCAUUUUGAGGUAUGGACACCGUAUUCUAUCGCCAUUAUCGGAGCUGGAGGAUUGAUGUCCUACUUCACGUCUCUGUUCUGUAUCGUCAUGGUCUGUGUGCAGCAGUCGAAAAACGUCCCGAUAGUCGUGGAGGAGGAGGACAUGCAAGGGAACAAUCAACAUCCGAAUGGCAAUUGCGUCCGUUCUAAUUCAAACGGCUAUUCUGUAAUUCUACAAGACUUUCAUACGUGUAGUACCAUUCCAGAAUCUUCUACCACCGAAUCAUUAAGAUAAAACCUUUAAAAUAUUCUAUAUUUUUGUGUUCCGACAUCUGUUACUACAUACAUAUGGGAAACUUUUGCGACAUGGAGUAAUUCGUGUAUUGUAACUCGUUGAUGUAUUACGUAGAGUAACCUUGUGGUACUAUAAAUGAAUGACGUAACAAAAAUAACGCUUUAUUGCAUUGGUCAUAAAUGUACAUGUAUCAUUUCACCUACUGAUUCUGUAAAGAAAUGUCUCGAUGGUACAUAUUCAUUCCUAUGAUUAUAUGACAGACAUGUGUUCCUCACUUAGUGACACAUUAGACUACUAAGUAUAUGUACAAAUAAUGGGUGAACCCUAUGGCAAGCCAACUUAACAUUUAUU